CUGACCUUUACGGGACGUUACUACGGCCGCGUGAGCUAUCAAAAUACGUUGUCUUCGCCGCUUGCGGUUGAAGUUCGCUCGUUUUUGAUGAUACUCUGCCGUAGCCUGUUUAUACGACUUAAUUUUUGAUUAUGUUUCAUUCGCAAGCUGAAACAUUGAAAUUGAUGUAAAAAUGAAGUAAGAAUAAUCAAUGGAUAUCAAUGCGAAGUGACGAGUUUCAUUUUCUGGGAACUUUCCUAUACACGCAUCGAUUUCACCCGUGUAGUUAUUCGUAGAAUAAUUGUUACGGCUACUUGUUCAAUUGAAGAAUAGAAUAAUUACCUGCGCAAUCAUUGUGCAGAAAAAAAAUACCGCUAGACAGGUUUGGUCGGCCACAGAUCUUGUCCUUGGAAGUCCAGAACGAGUUUUGGAUCUCUUCGCGAAUAUCACACUUCCUUGGAUAUCUAAUCGCCUGAUUAUAGGUGUAUAUAAUAAUCGUCGGAGUCUAUCUCCGAAGAAUUACAAUUCCCAGCAUUCCAUACCGUUUCUCAAUAUUCCCAUGUAAUCGGACUGUUAAUCACGUUUGUCUCAGUUUAAUGUGUAGAUGGUAGAUCUGACUCAGGUGUUAUUUCUUUUAAAUUCAUGUUUUUCUUUCCUUCCGUAAUAAGGCCAAGGUAAUUUUAUCAUUGAAAAUCAUUGUAAACUAUUUUCGUAUAGAUAUAUUGAUAUCUGCGUAGAUAGAUCGGUUAAUAUAAAAAUAAUAAAAUGUCCACUGCCAGAUACCGGUAGCUGUACGUACAAGCGAACUUUGCAGCAUUACAAUUUCGAUCCAAUGUAUAAUAAUACGUUCACUUUUACAUAAGGUACAUCUGCAUUUCGAAAUGUGGGAGUACCAGAUUGCGUGUGACGCUAACCGGAUACUUUGCGAGCAAAUUGAAGUAGAGUUUAGCUCGUGUAAAUAAUGACAACGAGGUCAUGGGCCGGAUCUUCUCCAAUACCAUCUACUUUGGAUGAAACGCAGGUGUUCACCCUACCGAGGAGUUUAGCUGGACCCAUCAAUAUGGGGAAGAAUAACUCGAGAUGGCUUUGGCUGCUGAUUCUAAUCUGGGCUGGGGAAAGCUUGCAAGAAUUAUGCAGGGAGAGUGAAGACUGUAGCUGCGAACAUAAAUCCUCAGAUGAAUACGAGAUGCGUUGUCCUAAAGACUUCGAUUCAACGUUUAUAAUCGAAGUAAAGGAGGGGCAGUUUGCUUCCGUGAAAUGCAAUAUGAAACCAUCAUGGUCUGACUUUAAAUUGCAAUCUACAGCCCCACCGCAGGAUGUCGAAAUUCUCAAGUUCGAGAAAUGUCCGUUGCCAGGUGUACCGUUACACGAAAUAACUCAGAGAAUUGGUUUACAACCAACGAAAAAUCUCAGAUUCGAGUCUUAUCUCAAUUUGAGUUCGAGUAUGGAUCGUAGCUUUUUGACUGGCUUUCCGACACUAGAGAAAUUAAGCCUAAAUUCCAACGGCUUGACUGAACUACCAGCUGAUUUGUUGAACGAGUUACCAGAGCUGGAAAUGUUGGAAUUAAGGGAAAAUAAUGUUGUUUUACCUCCACAAUUUUUUAACAACGUACCCAAACUCAGAACAUUGGAACUUGGACAUAACAAGAUGACGCAUGUAGACCCGAUGUUAUUUCAACGUCUUACACGACUCGGUUUUCUCAGUUUGUGGGGGAACCAGUUGGUCUAUCUUGAACCACAUACUUUCGAAACAUUGGCUGCCUUACAGAUACUGAAUAUCAAUAAUAAUGUCCUGAAAACUCUACCUCAAGAAAUCUUCAAGCAGCUAAAGAAUCUAACUGUACUGAAUAUUGCAUCAAAUUUAUUCUCAUCGUUGCCUGAAGGUCUCUUAUCUCAGAAUCACAAUCUCACCAAUCUGAGAUUUUCUUACAACCGUGGAAAUUUAACAACUAUACCUAAUGGAUUUUUAAGCAAUUUAACUGAACUCCGAGAAGUACAACUAAUCAGAAAUAACUUGAUAGAGUUACCCGAAGAUAUUCUGUGGGGUAGUUUUUCAAUUAGAAACCUCAUUUUACAAGGAAAUUACUUAACAACUCUUCCAAAGAAUAUUUUUAAGGACUCAAAAAAUCUUAGAACACUAGAUCUCAGUUGGAAUAAAAUAACUAGUCUUCCUGACGAUGUAUUCCGAACUCUAGACAAACUUGAAAAGUUAGAUUUGCGGAGGAACCAGUUAGCUACUAUACAGGGGAGACUGUUCUCAGGCUUGAGUCAUUUGGUAGAAUUAAACUUGCAAUAUAAUGGAAUAAGGAUUAUCGAUUCACGUAGCUUUUACCCUCUGGAGUCCCUGGAAGUUGUACGAUUAUCCCACAAUCAAAUUACAUUCAAAGAUGACUCAGCCCCGUUAAUCCCGAACGAAUUUGGGCCAACAUCACCCUUCGAACGAUGUUCGAAUUUGCGCGAAUUAGAUUUGUCUUUCAAUAAUGUUACGGAAUUCUUUUCCGACUGGCAACUUCGGUUACACAAACUUGCAAAGUUAGAUCUGAAAUACAAUCAGAUAACGUAUGUGACGGAAACAGACUUCCAGUUUUUAUCACCAGAUAUUGUCAUUGAUAUCACAAACAAUAACAUAAGUCAUGUCCAGCUCGGGGGGGCAGAGCUGGUGGCACAAGUCAAUCAAUUUGACUCUAAAAGUCGAAAGAUUCUCGUAGAAGAAAAUCCGAUAAUCUGUGAUUGCAAUAUGUUCGAUUUUCUGAGAUACCUCGGUGGCGACAUGCAUCCGAGUGUACAAAAAAUGUUUCACAUUGUCCCUGGCAACUUAAAAUGUGCAGGCCCCGAAUGGAUGCGUGACACCCUUGUUUCGGAUUUGAAGUAUGAUACUAUGCUAUGCUCCAUUCAAGACUGUCCACAAAAUUGCACGUGCUGGUUCAGGCCAAAUGAAAAGACAAUAGUUGCUAACUGCUCCAAUAGAAACUUGAUUAUGGCUCCAGAAAGGAUUUUUGCAUCAAAAGAGCAUAAGGUUGAACUGGAUUUGACUGGUAAUCUUUUGACAACCAUGCCAACUGUUAAUCAAUCAGGAUAUGGCAAUCUCACAAAACUAUUCUUGUCGCACAACAACAUAUCCAGCGUUUCACUGGAUGCUGUACCUUUGACUCUUGAGAUAUUGGAACUGCAUCAAAAUAAUUUGAUGAGAGUAGAUCCUGUGGUCAUUGAACGUUUCAAGAAUUCAACCAGAUUAACAAAGAUAACACUUCAUGGAAAUCCAUGGAAGUGUGACUGCGAGGCUAGAGAUCUUCUGAGCUUUAUUCAGAUGAAGUUUCAAAGAAUACCACAGUUAUUGAAUAUAACAUGUGGAAGUAACAACAAACCCCUUUCCAAAAUGACUGCAAAUGACUUGUGUCCUGUAGCUGCUGGAAUGAUUGUAGGAAUCAGUUUUGCAAUAGCUAUCAUAGGGAUAUCCAUGGGAAUUCUAGCAGCCUUAUAUUAUAAAUAUCGUACCGAAAUCAAAAUAUGGCUUUAUUCCGUUGGAUGGUGUUUAUGGUUCGUCACCGAAGAAGAACUGGAUAAAGAUAAAUUAUACGACGCCUUCAUCAGCUAUUCUCACAAAGACGAAGACUUUGUAGUGAAUGAGCUUCUCUCUAAACUCGAAGGUGGGCCAAAGCCAUUUAAAUUGUGCUUACACUUCCGAGAUUGGCUGGCGGGGGAAUGGAUACCUGCACAGAUAGCGCGAUCCGUGGAAAACUCAAGGCGAACAGUUGUGAUUUUAUCACCUAAUUUCCUCGAGAGUGUUUGGGGGAGAAUGGAAUUUAGGGUUGCCCACAACCAGGCACUUAGCGAAGGCAGAGCAAGAGUGAUUCUCAUCUUGUAUGGAGAUAUUGGACCGCAUGAGAAUUUGGAUGAUGAAUUAAAGGCGUACAUGAGCAUGAACACAUACGUUAAGUGGGGAGAUCCAUGGUUCUGGGAUAAACUGCGAUAUGCGCUACCUCAUCAAACACAAGAAAUAGGUAAGGCUGGGAAAAAAAUUUUCGACUCUCAUCCACACCAUAUUCAAAUUACUGGGGAUAAAAACGGAUUGAUCAAUCCCCCUGGAGGACCAAUCACGCCACCUCCAAUCACCACACCUCCGGCAGAUUCACUCAAGAUUUUUGAGACCAAUGGAAGUUUACACAAAGGAAUUCGGAUAACCGAUUGCCUCAAAAAUGAAAUGAGUAAUUUCGAUAAUAUAGAUAUGAAAAAUGAUCACAAAACAAACAAGAAUGAUAUUUAUGACAAUAACGUGAUUAAUGGACAAUGUAUGCCUGUGUGAAACUAGAAAAGAGCUGAAGGAUCAAAAAUCGAAACAGUACAUCAUGGUGAGUAUUCACAAUGUGCAUGGUUCAAUCAUAUACUGUGAAUAUCCAAUCCAAAGAACCAUGGGUGAGAUCAGAGAAACGUUUUGUUUAGCGAAUGAAUAAAUCCGGAGAUUUUAGUAACUGAUGCGGAAGCUCCUACGGAAUAGAUCCUAUAGAUUUAAUUAGAAUCAACGUGUUUGACCAAAUAAAUUAUGAGACCUUAUUAUUCUACUGACACAUUUUGUUAGAUCUCAUGAUUGACUUUUCAUUCACGUGAGUCGAACGAUAUUCGAGUUCUAGAUUAACAUAACUAUAUGUAUCAAUUACGAUCUGGAUAUAGGUAAUGCGAUCACCUGUGUUGAUAAAAAAACGUAAUAUCUUCAUGGAUAGUAUACCUAUUUAACUUUCUGCUAAUGCUCAAAAAAAAAAAAAACGGCCUGGUGCCAUUGAUAGGUGCAGAAAGCCUGUUAGCGCCAUUGUAAAUACUUUAACAUAAGACUGAUCGGUUGUAAUUCAAGAUCAAAUCGGGAUGAAGUUACUUCCAGUAAUUAACAUCAGUAAAUUUAAGAUAGCUUUUACCCUUGACAAGGUGUUCCUGAUAACUGAUCUUUGUCAAUGGACAUGACAGUAGAUGAGAAAAACGGUUCACCAAGCGAUUAAUCUAACCACCGUUUGGUUGAUUAGUGAAUAGAUAUGACGGUUACUCAUAUGAAGUUUUUUGCAACCAAAUAACUCAAUCGAGUUAUUGUUAUUAUUAAUAUUUUUAUACGCAUAGGUAAACAAUAAGCGGGCCAUCACGCAAACUGUUGAAUAAAUUAAGUUCUCCCAUA
Messenger RNA from Athalia rosae (coleseed sawfly), 5137 nucleotides. RefSeq names its product protein toll (gene Tl). The record is from RefSeq and is a predicted model, not a curated record. The transcript is spliced from 5 exons. Lineage: Eukaryota; Metazoa; Arthropoda; Insecta; Hymenoptera; Athaliidae. Gene Ontology annotation, biological process: signal transduction. Gene Ontology annotation, molecular function: protein binding. Bases 941 to 4282 code for a protein of 1113 amino acids.